UACAAAAACCAUAAACGCACAGUAUGGAAUAAAUCACGAUAAUGAGAUUGAAACUUGACAGAAGUAUCGCAUGAAAAAUACGAGGAUCAAUGAACGUAGAGAAUAUAAAAUUAUUUAUAAAAAUCCAAUUAGAGAUAAACAUAGUAAAUUCUUUAAUUUAUUUUACACUGUGAAGAAUAAGUACGUUAUGACCUUAUAUCGCUAUCAAUAAUGCAUGGCUUGGCGUGUUUCAAAUCGAUGUCGAAUUGUGAUAAAGGGACCUAGAUUGAUCGAAAUUACAUUGAAACCUGAACUUACACUGAAGUAUCAUUGAUCGAACUUGAAUAUGUGAACAGCGCACAAGUUCGGAAUGUGAAUUUAAGCUUGAACGCGUUUUCCCACGAGUUCCUGAAAAUAAAAAUUUGCUUGACAGAUAAAUAAUAAAAUAUGCUUGCGAAUACAAUCAAGAAAAUAUGGCGUACGUUGGUCGAAGUAUACAACGAAUUCUCGAUCGAAUCUACAAUACACGGAAUGAAGCAUACGACUCGUGCUAAAUCAAUUAGUAUAAGGAUAUUAUGGAUCAUCAUUAUAACACUUUCUUUCUUGAUUGCUGCAAAAUUAGCAAUGUUGUUCUACAAUCGACAUCAAUUAGCGAACAUGAGUACUUUGAUAAUCAGCUCUCAAUUUCCAACUAAAAUAAUCCCAUUACCAGCCGUUACUCUUUGCCAUGGAAACAUUGCCGCAAUACAGAAAGUGCUUUCUUAUUUGACAUCGCGAGAACGAAUAUAUAUUCCACGAGGUUUAACGCGAAAAGAUUUUGAACAUACCGUAAAAUACUUACGCGAAGCAAUUUAUCCAAAGAAUCACUAUCCAGAAGAAUUAGAUAAAUUACAACAAAUCCUUACGGCAAAUCGAUUAUCGUUGCCUGAAUUAUUCGAGAACAUUAGCCCAAACUGCACAGAUUUUGUGAUAAUGUGUCGAUUGAAUGAAAAAAUUAUACCAUGCGAUAAGAUGUUAAACCGUGUAACCACACGUUACGGAUUAUGUUGCGCCUUUAAUUACGAAGAUCCAUACGAAAAUUUAAGAAGGUCGAAGAAAGAAUCUAUAUCCAACUAUAGCGUUAAUUUUGGAUCACGUUAUAUCGUGUCUUUUCUUAUGAAACCUUUAUCUUCGCAUGAUCGUAUGUCGUCUACGAUAUACGGAGACGGAAUAAAAGUAUUAAUACACGAAAAAUAUACGUACCCAGGACCCACCGCUUUUGAAUUUAUCGCUGGUUCUGGUCAAGAAACGAUAGCUAAACUGUAUCCUACUGCUUUGAUCAGCAGCUCUGAAAUUUUAAGUUUACCGACCACUGUUAGAGGAUGUUACAUGACUUGGCCAUCCCAGAAAAAAUAUCGCUAUCGCGCAGAUAAUUGUUAUAUUCGUUGCCGUGAAACUAUAAUACGCAAACUUUGCGGUUGCAUACCCUUUUCGGCAUCGCUCAUGAAAACUGGCGUAGGAAUUUGUAAUUUAACUCAUAUUUCUUGUCUCGCACAUAUCACGUUACAAACAUAUACCUUGACGUUGCAAGAUCCAGAAUGUGACUGCCUUCCUGAUUGCGAAAGUACGUCGUACAAAGUCGCAGUUACCACAUUACCUAUGUCUGCUAUUCAAUAUUCUCCGGGAAAAUUUUAUGAAGCUGCUGCACGAAUUUCAAAUGCAACUCUACUUCAUAUUACGUUUGCCAGACAUUCGGCGAUAUUGCAACGGAGAGAAUUAGUACUUUCAUGGAUUAAUCUUAUCUCUUCCCUAGGUGGUGUUUUUAGUUUAUUUUUGGGAUGUAGUUUCAUUUCGCUUGUCGAAAUAUUGUAUUUCUUUUGUGUUCACUUUUUGUAUAAAUUAAAAAUAAGUAAGAGUUCAAGCUCAGAUUGCGAAUAAACAUUAUAACUGAUCUUAUUAAAAAAAAAAUAAAAAGAAUUUUGUAAAUUUUCUUCGUAAAAUAUACGAAACAAUAUUG
Vespula pensylvanica (western yellowjacket) is the source of this 1975-nucleotide messenger RNA. RefSeq names its product sodium channel protein Nach-like. The transcript has 6 exons. The coding region runs from base 427 to 1896 and encodes 489 amino acids. Gene Ontology annotation, biological process: sodium ion transmembrane transport. Gene Ontology annotation, molecular function: ligand-gated sodium channel activity. The record is from RefSeq and is a predicted model, not a curated record. Gene Ontology annotation, cellular component: membrane. Lineage: Eukaryota; Metazoa; Arthropoda; Insecta; Hymenoptera; Vespidae.